Molecule: messenger RNA, 920 nt
Organism: Halichondria panicea
Lineage: Eukaryota; Metazoa; Porifera; Demospongiae; Suberitida; Halichondriidae
Product: small ribosomal subunit protein eS6-like
Exons: 5
Coding region: 85-804 (239 amino acids)
Biological process (GO): translation
Cellular component (GO): ribosome
Molecular function (GO): structural constituent of ribosome
Source: RefSeq, a predicted model, not a curated record
ACCCCUCUUUUGCAGCAAUGUCAGCAGUUAUGUCGUGCGCAUGUGCAACAUUUUUUCUUUCUCGCACACGUUGUCCAAGACAAGAUGAAGCUAAACGUGGCCUAUCCAGCCACUGGCUGUCAGAAACUCAUCGAUAUUGAUGAUGAAUUGAAAGUGCGACCAUUUUACGACAAGCGCAUGUCUGCUGAAAUGGAGUGUGAAUUCCUUGGGGACGAAUGGAAGGGCUAUGUGGUUCGUAUCAGCGGUGGCAAUGACAAGCAGGGUUUCCCCAUGAAGCAAGGUGUCCUCACUAAUGGCCGUGUUAAGCUCCUCCUCAAGAAGGGGCACAGUUGUUACAGACCCAGACGCACUGGAGAGAGGAAACGCAAGUCAGUGAGAGGCUGCAUAGUGGACAGCAACCUGAGUGUGCUCAAUCUAGUCAUCGUCAAGAAAGGUGAGACUGAUAUUCCUGGACUGACGGACGACGUGAAGCCUCGUCGACUCGGCCCAAAGAGAGCAAGCAAAAUCCGCAAACUAUUCAACCUCACCAAAGAAGAUGACGUCCGUAACUACAUCAUUAAGAGACCGCUGCCAAAGAAAGACGACAAACCUCAACGUUUUAAGGCUCCCAAAAUUCAACGUCUCAUUACACCCGUUCGUCUGCAGCGUAAAAGACAUCUACUGUCCCUGAAGCGUAAGAGAGGCGAGAAAGCUCGACAAGAAGCUGCUGAGUACGCAAAAGUGUUGGCACAAAGAGCUAAAGAAGCGAGGAGUUUGAGAAAGCAGCGUUUGAGUAGCAAGAGGUCCAGCACUUCCAGUACCUAACUGACUGUGGACUGUGUUGAGAUAGUUCCGCCGUGUGCAUGGUUGUCAAUGAAACUCUCUAUCUGUGAAGUUUAAAAUUAUAUAUUCCCUAUUGUUGAAUAAUAAUUAUUGUGUCA